GUAUCGAAGCCUGAAGCAGUUCAACGUGGACAUCUGCCAGACUUGCUUCCUCACCGGGCGAGCCAGCAAGGGCAACAAGCUGCACUACCCCAUCAUGGAGUACUACACCCCGACCACGUCCAGUGAGAACAUGAGAGACUUUGCCACGACGCUGAAGAACAAGUUUCGGUCCAAGCAAUACUUCAGCAAGCACCCACAGAGAGGUUACCUGCCUGUCCAGUCCGUACUCGAGGCUGAUUUUUCGGAGACACCAGCCUCCUCCCCGAUGUUACCGCACGCUGACACCCACUCCCGGAUCGAGCACUUUGCCAGCAGGCUCGCGGAGAUGGAAAGCCAGAACUGUUCCUUUUUCAGCGACAGCCUGUCCCCUGACGAUAGCCUGGAUGAGGACCAGUACCUGCUGCGCCAUUCCAGCCCCAUCACUGACAGAGAGCCUGGGGGCAGCCAGCAGGUUUCAGGAAGCCUCAACAUGGAUGACAAGGGAGAGCUGGAGCGAAUCCUGGCUCACUUAGAGGAUGAAAACAGGAUCCUCCAGGGAGAGCUGAGACGUCUGAAAUGGCAGCAUGAUGAGGCGGUGGAGUCUCCAACCUUGGCCACAGGCUCCCCUGAAUCGGUGCAAGACCCGCGUAACGAUGAGCUCUUGGCGGAAGCACGAAUCCUCCGGCAGCACAAGAGCCGCCUGGAGACCCGCAUGCAGAUUCUGGAGGACCACAACAAGCAGCUGGAGUCCCAGCUGCACCGGCUGAGGGAGCUACUGCUGCAGCCUCCGGCAGAGUCGGACGGCAACGGUUCUGCAGCCUCUUCCUUGGCUUCGUCACCACAUCAGUCUGAAGGCAGCCAGGCAAAGGAGAAGGAGCACAACACCCCUGACACUGAGGUUGCAGAUGAGGUGGAAGCCAAAACCCACGAAGUCAGCGUGUGCCUGGAAGACAUCAUGGAGAAGCUGCGGAGCGCCUUCCCCAACUCUCGAGGUACUCAAGUGAAAUCCCCCUCUCUGGCCUCUUACUGCUCCCUCAGAUGAGGUUUUCCCCACGGACUCCUUCCCCGAGCCCAGCUUCCCUGC
Messenger RNA from Apaloderma vittatum (bar-tailed trogon), 1063 nucleotides. Its product is annotated as dystrophin-related protein 2-like. Gene Ontology annotation, biological process: synaptic signaling. The annotation marks the transcript as partial. Gene Ontology annotation, molecular function: zinc ion binding. NCBI's taxonomy places the organism in Eukaryota, Metazoa, Chordata, Aves, Trogoniformes, Trogonidae. The transcript has 8 exons. Gene Ontology annotation, cellular component: plasma membrane. The record is from RefSeq and is a predicted model, not a curated record.